Lycium barbarum (goji berry) is the source of this 642-nucleotide messenger RNA. RefSeq lists its product as uncharacterized. The record is from RefSeq and is a predicted model, not a curated record. Lineage: Eukaryota; Viridiplantae; Streptophyta; Magnoliopsida; Solanales; Solanaceae. The coding region runs from base 1 to 642 and encodes 213 amino acids. The transcript is spliced from 2 exons.
AUGGGAUGUAACAAACAGAUCCUAGAUGUCCUAGGUUAUACUGUUGGUGACCUCCCAUUUAGAUAUUUUGGAGUGCCAUUGGACUCAAAGAAGUUGGCCAUUGCUCACUGCAUACCCCUGAUUGAAAAGAUAACAACAAAAAUCCAGUGUUGGUCUUCAAAAUUGUUGUCCUAUGCUGGUAGGCUACAGAUGAUUAAGUUAGUACUAUUUGGACUUCAAACUUAUUGGGCUCAGAUAUUCAUACUGCCCAAAAAGGUCUUGAAACUGAUUGAAGCCAUAUGUAGAACCUUUUUAUGGACAGGGGAUUCUACAAAUUCAGAAAAAGCCUUGGUAGCAUGGGAAAGAGCUGUGGAACAUGCUACUGAUAUGUUGGGGUUCAACAGAAGCAUUAGAGGGUGGAAUGAAGAAGUGCAGUUGAUAAAACUGUUAGCUAAAAGGAGAUCAAGCCAUAGCACCAUCACUUGUUGCUUAUUUGCUAUGCUGGUGGCUCUAAUUUGGAGAGAAAGGAACAACAUCAGGUUCCAAAAGGCCCAUUUCCAUCCUGAAAAGAUCUGCAAAGAGUUGGCACAACAUAUACACAUCCAAGGUAGGCACAAUAUCAAAUGGCAGAGGACACUUACUACUAUAGAUUCCUAUCCAUAG